ACGUUAUGAAAAAUAGGAGAGUUUUGCGUAGAGUAUUCACAAGAAAUGAUAAUUUGUGUUUGGAAUGCAGCCAGCCAUACAUAUUAUUCUUGGGUCGAAGAUACGAACGCAUCUGUCCUAGCUUAAUGUACUAGUGAUUGCGUUUGUGAAUACUCUGGCAGGAUGUCUUCACGUGACGACACUCGUUUGUUGAUGUUGUUGUUGUUGUUCGUUUAGGAUAGGUUUGGUAGGUGCAUCAACAAACACCUUGAUUAAUGUUCGCAAAACAUAUUUUUGCUACUCAGAUAAACUUUGCCACGAUAAUGAACGAGUGGAUUGAUCAGCUGUGAACGAGAGGAAAGUGUGAAAACGGUAAAGACUUCGUUUUCUCUGAUUCUCUAUGCUCUUCAUUUUGCGACGCGACACUGUACACUAUAGGCUGCACAAGAUGCCUAACCAAUGUAUUAUGUGCAUCAAGAUCACCUCCGUGUUCAAACAAGAAGGAAAAUGCAAGUAUGGCAGCUACUGUUAACAGCGCAGGACAAAAACCAGUAAGUGUGGGAGUAUUUGUUGACGUACCAAAUAGCACACCAAUUUCGCCAGUACAGUUAUCAGCCAAUGAUAUAAGGAUGCCCCAGGAAUCGGGUUCUCAAAAUAUUGCAAAUGGAGACGCAGCAACUUUGCCGCUUCCAACACCAAAUUUUUCAAUUCCUCCGCAUUUAAUGGGACGGAAUAUUGAAAAUCCUGCUGAAGACUUAGUUACACGAGGCAGAAAACCCCAAAAGCCACGUCUGGGUGUGAAAGUGCCAUAUAGAAAUUUGACAAGCCAGAUUGUGACCCAGGACGAACUAGCACAAGAACUGCUCGAACGAUCUUUAAAAAAGUAUCCAGUUCAUGACACACCAGAAGGUGGUGAUAUUUUUUUUGCUAUUAAGUUAACGCAGAGACUUGCAAAUCAUAUUGCUCCAUCAUCAUCAUCUAGUUCAGGUGCCACUGCAGCACAACCUACUGAUCUUCUACCAAAGACUGAUUUGUCAGUGAAAUCAGGUAAUAUUGUAUCAGAGAACAACUCUUCUGCCCAAGAGCAAAAGGUUAUUGCUGAUGACAAGGAGUUACUUGCUAUACUUGAGGGUGAUGUAGACCCUAACUGGAUACCCGAGAUAAAAGCUACACCACAGUGUCAACUACAAAGAACAGUUCCUUCUACAGUUCCUACAAAUGGAAAUCAUUUCACAACCCCUCCUAAGUUGGACCCAUUGCUUGAAAAAGAACUUGCUUUGAAGCAACUGAUGGAAUUCGAGACAACUCCACGGAAGAAGAAAACAGAUAAAUUGCAAGAAAAGUCGCCAAAGAAACCUAAGCAGAAUGUUAAGAAGCCUGCUAUUGAUGCACUUACUGAAAACAAUGCUCAUAAUGUUACAACUGAAGUAAAGAAAGUACCAAAGGAAAAUGACGUAGCAGAGUUAAAGAAGAAAAAGAACAGGAAAAGAAAAGCUGUCGUUAUUGCCCCUGAUAAUGUAAAAAAGAAAAAGCUAUCUACUAAGAAUGUAUCAGAAAACAUUGAGAAUGGAAGAGCUGAUAGAAACAAAGUGAAAAAAUUACAAAAAGACUCAAAGAAAAUAAAUUCAACAGAUAAAAAAAUUAGUGAAAAUGUUGUUAAAGUAAUAGAGUCAGUUGUGAAAUCAUCUGCAGAAAUGGAGAAAAUAAAUGAGAGUCAGACAUCAGUUCAAGAUACGAAAUGUGGCAUUUCUGACAAGCCCUCAGAAGCAGAUACAAAAGGACUUCAUAGAGAAUCUAGUGUGGAAAAUGUAAAAAAUCAUCUUGACAAAAACAAAGCCAGUGUAGAAGACGCAGUUUCAACUCGUGCUGUUCCUAAUAAUGAGAAUAAUACACCAGUUUCAGAAGUGUCCGAUCUAAAAAACAGGGCAGAUAAUUCUGAGAAAAAUAUCCAUAGGGGUAUCAGUAAAGACAAUGGGGAAGAUCAAAAGUUACCAGAUGCCUCAUCUGGUUCCAAGAAACGGUGCCGAAGAAGUGAAGUAGAUAAAUUACUUAUAGACGAAGGUGCAAUUAAUCUUUUAUAUGAAGCAGAAUUAGGUGACUCAAGGCGAAGGUCUGCAGUUUGUGAUAAUGAUGUUUCUUCCAAUAACAAUCUGAAAAAACCAAUAAAACCGAAACUGAACUCUUCCCGGUGGAAAAAGAAGAAUCUUCUAUUGAAAACCCGCCUUGUGAAGAAUGCUGUUCUGAGACUGAAAUCUUUGCAGAAUCCGGCAGUUAACUUACGUGCAAAAAGGCAGUUACUUUGCACAUCAGACCACCAGCAGAGUGCAGACAGCAAAAUGGCACCACCCAAACGGAUGGAAUCUCGUGAAACUCUUCGGUCACCACCUCCGUCGACUGUUCACUUUGACCCCCCAUCACCAACUCAGACUUUACCAUGUCCACCACGAUUGCAGUUACGGGCUGAGGCAUCAAGAAUAAUUCGUAGACAUUCUUCCAGCAGUAAUUUCUCCAGUCGCAGCACAAGCCCAACUGUGAUACCACGUACUAGUUGUGAUACUGGUAUUAAUCAACAUAAGAGUGAAUAUACCAGUGAUGGUCAAAGUGGCAAAAAAGUUGUUUAUGAAUCUCAACUUAAAUCGAUUACAAAGCAAGGGGCAGAGGCUCGUAAGAAGGGUGUUCCAAUAUUCAUCAGAAAAGCAGAGCCUCUACAGACUUAUAAAGAUAAGAAAGGAAAGGAGAAGGAAUUUAAUGGAACUCUUAGUAUUCAGAAGGAGGUGACAGGUGCAAGUAAAUCUGGCAAAACUUCAAGUACUAGAAUUGCAGAUAGUAAAACACUGCCAAGAUUAAAGACAAGCAUAUCACAGAAAGAACAUGAAUCAAAAGAAGUUCUUUUGCCAAAUGCACCAAAAAAUGUUUCUCUCGAUAAAAGUAAAUUCAUUCCAGAUGUGACAAAAAUGCAUCAGAAAAAUUCCCACAAAGAAAAACUCCCAAAAUCAGCUAAGUUAUCUGAAGAAAACAGUGUAAUGAAAGCAAAGAAAAAGGACAGGACACAAAAAUCAGAGGUUACUGGGAUGCCAGUAGUGGUUUCUAGUAGUCUUGAGAAAUCACCAGUUUCAGCAACCAAUGUAGAGGCAGAGCUCACUACUUGUUUAGCUGAAGCUGCAUCAGCUUUUGCAGCAGAAGAUAGAUGUCUCCAAGUGUCAUCGUCUGGUCAAAACACUCAGGUUGUAGCAAGGAACAAACUAAGUACUCCAAACCCAGCACAGAAGAAAGAUACAAACCGCUCACAUCCACAGAGUCCCAAUGCUGCUUCGUAUGUCACUCUGGUGAAAACUUUAGAGAAUGAUGUUCAGAAACAGAAGCGCAAAGAUGAUGAGCAUGCUAAGCCAAGAACAAGCAUUCGUCAAAAUGCUGGUACUGUGAGCUAUAGGGAACUUAGCAUUCGGCGUUAUAAUGGUCUUGUUCAGAUCAUAAUGAACCCUGCAUCAACAAAAAUGAAAAAUGCACUAAACUUGCAGGUUCUACGUGAACUACGUGGUGCAUUAUCUCAAAUGAAACGAGAUGAUUCCUGUCGAGCUGUUCUGCUGACAUCGACUGGUGGUCUCUUCUGUCAAGGUGUUGAUCUGCACUGUGUGCUGCUUUCAAACAUAGAACGGCGGAAGGCAGUAGCACAAGAAUUUGCUUUUGCAAUCAAGGAUUUUAUUAGAACACUAGCACAUUUCAACAAACCUCUUAUAGCAGGUGUUAAUGGUGCAGCAGUUGGUUUAGGUGUAACAAUGCUACCUUUUUUCGACAUGGUGAUUGCAAGUGAUAAAGCAACAUUCUACACACCAUAUGCUAAACUUGGACAAGUACCUGAGGGUGGAGCCACAAUGACAUUCCAAUACAUGUUUGGAAAUUGUUUGACAAGUGAGCUGCUGUUUGGGUGUCGCAGAAUAACAGCCAGUGAAGCUUUGCACUUCGGCCUGGUGACACGCAUUUUAUGGCCUGAUCGUUUCCAAGAGGAGCUGAUUCCUAUUGUUCGGGGGGUUUCAGCUCAAUCAACCCAGGCAAUGGAAGCAACAAAGGCACUUUUACGCCAUGGCCUUCGAACUAAGUUAGAGGCUUCACUUGAGUCAGAAAUACACUUACUGGUGCAGCAUUGGUGCACAAAUGAAUGUCAGAAUAAUAUUCGUAAUUUUCUGGAAGCUUAUGAAGAAAUCAGCUUGCAGAGACAACGCAUUGAUCCUGACCUCUAGCCUUGGGUUUGUCCCAUUAGUGCUGUCUGGUCAGAGUUCUCCAGAGGGCAACAGGAAAAUGCCUGUUUUGAACACUAAUAAUUAUUUAUUGUUGUAAGUGUGUGCUUUAUUUUUAUAGGCAGUUUGUUAUGGUUUGAAAUGGUGGAAUGCCUGAUCAUCAUGAUGCAUGGUAAUGACUUUGUUAGGUCUUUGUGACAUUUGUGAUAUUAUUGAUAGAUAAUACAUCACUUUCGUUCUGUUCUAAAGUUUUCUGAAUACAGGUGUACUGUGUGGUUAUACAGAUGCCUUCAUAGAUGACAAGAGUUAAAAAGAUGGUUUAAGUGCUGAAGGCAUUCUUAUCAACAGAACUUUCAUGCUGGGGCCAAGAUUGUAAUGCGGAUUUUUCUUUCUAUAUGAUUUCUGAUUGUUACAGUUGAAGCUGAAGAAGUUGAGUGUUUUGUAAUGUGUAAAAGUGUAGUUGUUGAUGAUCUCUCAGAAAUCUUUAUUUUCGUAAGAUCAGUUGAUACGUUGGUGAAUAAUUGUUGAGACAUUUCAAUGUCACCUUUGUGCUCAGGAGAAUUCGGUGUUAAUCCAGUUUACGAAGAAAAGCUAAGUAGUUCAUGUGGGGACAGUGAUAGAUUGUAAUUACUGCUUUCUUGCAUUGUAUAGAAUUGAUAAUUUCAUCUCUUUAUACUUUUGUACAACUUUACAUAGUUGAAAACAAAUAUUCGUUGUUGUGGAUGUUCACAAAAUAAUAAUUUUGUUACAGAUGCAUACCAUUUAAGUUUACACUUAAGUAGUAAUCAUACAUGCACUCAUUAUCAGAUGUUGACCUGUGCAUACGUCUUUGCACACAGUACUCCUGUUCAUUCUCCUCCUUUUUUAUCUACUUAUUUUCGUUUAAAGAUUGUCACUGUGCACUUUAAGAAAUUAAAAUUAAAUUUUCAAAAGUGCCAGAAUAUCGCCUUCCUCUCCACUAACUACACGCGCGCCCACACACACACACACACACACACACACACACACACACACACACACACACACACACACAGAGAGAGAGAGAGAGAGAGAGAGAGAGAGAGAGAGAGAG
Messenger RNA from Schistocerca cancellata (South American locust), 5286 nucleotides. RefSeq lists its product as uncharacterized. The transcript has 7 exons. The record is from RefSeq and is a predicted model, not a curated record. NCBI's taxonomy places the organism in Eukaryota, Metazoa, Arthropoda, Insecta, Orthoptera, Acrididae. The coding region runs from base 495 to 4217 and encodes 1240 amino acids.